AGUUUCACACACAGCUUUCAUGUAUAAAACUAAAAACUAUACCACGUCUACUUUAGUCAGUACAUGCAACCUGGAAGUAGAUAUACACUGUAGUUCAGCGCCAAUAUACAUUACGUGUGACACCCGACCUAGUUUCACACACUGCCGACAUGGCCAUGCUGUACACCCGUCUCAUCCUCACAGUUGGAGCUCUCUUGGUGGACAUAUGUCACAAACACGUGGAUUCUGCUCCAGUUCUUGCUACCAACAGACGUGUUCCUGUGGAGGGUGUCAGUUUCAGCAUCACCUGUACAGGAGUUGCGGCUAUCACUUCAGCUACUCGUUUCUAUAAGGAUACUUCUAUCCAGGGCGGCUGCUUAUCAUCAGGCAGCUGUGGGACAUCUGUCUCUGGAUACAACGUGAGUCUGGACAGUACAUCCAGGAUCCUGACUCUAGACAUCGCAUCACCAGAUUCCGUCAGAGACAGCGGGACAUGGAGUUGUACUGAUGGUGCCACAUCGUCUGAUACCAUCACACUGUCACAGUUUGCAGCUCUUCUGGACUGGAGCUCUGUGACAUUCUCUCCACAACUGACUUCUCUCCCGUCCUCUGUGACCCCACAGAACACUAUCUCCGUCAAGGUGACCACCCCGGGUGCUACCCCUGCCGCCGUCAUCACAUGGAGAUACCAACAGGGUGUGAGUGGCGUCCUUCCCAGCAGUACAUCUUCCUCCCAGGGAUCAUGUCCAUCAGGCCAGGUCCAGACAACCAACACUCUGUCUCUGCCAGGAAACACAGUCAGUCUCUACAACAGACAGGUGUCUCUCACUGUCAGUGUGGAACAUGACUCCUUUGACCCGCCCACGUACACAAAGUCUGUCACUUCAAAUACAAUACAGUUUCCUGUCCCAGUAACGUCUGUGACACUGACAAACAUCAACUCUGAUUAUGAGAAGAUAGGACAAGCAGUGGGUCAACCGCUGACCUUGACCUGUGUGACUUCAGCCAGCUUCCCGACUUCUGCUGUGACCUGGGUGACCUUGCCAUCAGGAACCACUCCUACAGUCAGCACAGAGACGACAUCUGGUGUCCUGGUGAAGACCACAAGCUCCGUCACAUUCACGGUCAGUAAGACUGACCAGGGGAGGAGCAUUCACUGUCAGGCUGAAAACAUCAACGGUCAGACAUCCCCACAGUCUAACAGAGCAACACUGGAGGGUUGGUGUAAGUAG
Molecule: messenger RNA, 1211 nt
Organism: Haliotis rufescens (red abalone)
Lineage: Eukaryota; Metazoa; Mollusca; Gastropoda; Lepetellida; Haliotidae
Product: mucin-5AC-like
Exons: 5
Coding region: 150-1211 (353 amino acids)
Source: RefSeq, a predicted model, not a curated record